This is a messenger RNA of Frieseomelitta varia, 497 nucleotides long. RefSeq names its product wiskott-Aldrich syndrome protein homolog 1-like. The transcript has 2 exons. The record is from RefSeq and is a predicted model, not a curated record. The annotation marks the transcript as partial. Lineage: Eukaryota; Metazoa; Arthropoda; Insecta; Hymenoptera; Apidae.
AAAUCGGGGGGCGCGAGUCAUCCGGUGUUGCCGCGACACUCUUCGCCGGUUUAUACUGGAGCUGUACUUGCCGUACGCACCACUGCCGGGGGGCGGCGGGAUCCUCCCGGCGGUGAGCAGCGGGCCCGGUUCAGGAGGGUGUCGUCCGGUGCUGUUGGGUGGCGUCGAUCUGUCCAUGUCGGCGGCGGUGCAGCCGAUCGCCACGCUAUCGACGCUGCCGAGUAGCGGUCCGCCGCCGCACAACCCGCUCCACCAUACACCCGGGGGACUGGCGUUGCCGCCGUUGGGCUCGUCGGCGCCGGUGAUGAUGCCGCGGCCGCCGGCCACCGCCAUCCCAUCCCUGGGCCCGUCGUUGCCGCCUUCCCAUCAGGACGCCGCCGAUCUGGCCGAGGCUGCGCCCAACCAGGACGUCCUCUUGGCCCUUCUCGCCAGGAACAAGAACUUGGAAGAACGGAAGAUUGAAACACCAAGCUGUUUUCCGAUCAAGGAAGAAGAAC